Molecule: messenger RNA, 1972 nt
Organism: Morus notabilis
Lineage: Eukaryota; Viridiplantae; Streptophyta; Magnoliopsida; Rosales; Moraceae
Product: chaperone protein dnaJ 13
Exons: 13
Coding region: 141-1760 (539 amino acids)
Source: RefSeq, a predicted model, not a curated record
CCCAUUCUCAGCCUAAAACCCCCCAAACCCACUCCAGUCCGUCCCCAACUAUAAUUGAAAAUUGAAAAAGAAAAAAAGAAAGGUAAAAAAUGGCACUCUUUGCAAAACCCUAAAACCCAUAGAAGAAGAAGAAGAAGAAGAUGGAGGAAGAGGAAGGACCUCCAAAGAAGGAGCUAUACGCGCUGCUCCAUGUAUCUCCGGAAGCCUCCGACGAAGAAAUCAGAAAAGCCUAUCGCCAAUGGGCUCAAGUCUAUCAUCCCGACAAAUACCAAUCUCCCCAUAUGAAGGUCAUUGCUACGGAGAACUUCCAACGCAUUUGCGAAGCCUACGAGAUAUUAACCGACGAGAAUAAGAGACAAAUUUAUGAUAUUUAUGGCAUGGAAGGACUCACCUCUGGUUUGGAGCUGGGUCCCAAGCUCAACAAAGCGGAGGAGAUUAAGGAGGAGCUCGAGAGAUUGAAGCGAAGGAAGGAACAGGAAAAGAUGUCUUCUCAUUUCCGGCCUUCUGGUACAAUUCUCGCCAGCAUGUCCGUCCCUCACUUUCUUUGUGGCGAUAGCUUCAUGCGAGGCAUGGCUAUGAGAAGCGAAGUUCAAUCUCAGAUUUCGAAGCGGAAUACUCUGGCAGUCGCUGGAAACUUGGAAGUCGAUGGAAAUGCUGGUGGUGGGGCUGCCACUCUCGUUUUUAGGCAUCAGAUUUCUUCGGUUUCUUCCAUUGAAUUUAUGGCUUCGGCCGGUUUACAUGCGCUCGUUGGAGUCCAAUCGUCUCGUCACCUAACAUUACACUCAACGGCUACAAUGGCGGUUGCGAUGUCUUUGAGAGAUGGCUCAUUGAAUCUCACUAAUACAUGGACUCGCCAACUGUCUGAUAAUGCAACCGGAAAUAUACAACUUGGUUUAGGCCCAGAAUCAUCUAUUUCAGUUGGAUGGCAAAAGAAAUCAGAGAAAAUGUCUGCUGCUGGAGAAGUAAAGCUUGGCACAGGUUCCUUUGGUGCAUCAGCUCAGUACACUCACCGCUUUUCGUCAAAGUCUCAUGGCCGUGUCGCAGGCAAAAUUGGGAGCACCAAUCUUGAGAUUGAAGUUGGCGGAGGAAGGAAGUUAUCUAAUUUCAGCACUGUCCGAAUGUUGUAUUCAAUAGGGAUUCAGGGUAUCUUUUGGAAAUUUGAAUUGCACCGAGGGGGCCAAAAACUACUUAUUCCUAUUCUACUUACCAGGCGUUUAAAUCCUGUGUUUGCAACUGGAGCUUUCGUGAUUCCGACAUCAGUGUACUUUUUACUCAAGAAAUUCGUUUUCAAACCUUAUUACCGGAAGAGGGAGAAGCAGAAGGCUUUGGAGAAUAUGGAAAAAACUUCUGCGCAGGUUCGAGAGGCAAGAGCAGCGGCAGAUAAAGCUCAGCAGUUGCUACAAAAUGUAGCCAACAGGAAAAAGGCUAGGCAAUUAGAGAGAGGUGGACUGGUAAUUACAAAAGCAGUCUAUGGAAAUGGUAAAGCUUUGAAGAGAAUAGAUGAACCUGUAGAAGCAAAUGACGAAUCAGCUUCACAAAUCAUAGAUGUGACAUUGCCUCUUAAUUUUCUGGUCAAUGAUUCGGGCCAGCUCAAGCUUCACGAAGGUGUAAAGAAGUCAGGUAUCAUGGGUUUCUGUGAUCCUUGUCCCGGAGAACCUAAGCAGUUGUAUAUCGAGUACACUUAUGGUGGCAGGAGAUACGAGGUGGUGGUUGAUGAUUAUGGGGAGUUGCUAAUACCGCAAGAACGGCACAGAAUUUGAAUACAAUCCAUACUUUUAGAUUUACAAAACCUCGGUUGCCUCUUUCAAUUUUGCAUGUCUAACAUGCCUUUGAGGUGCCACAACUAGAUUAACACCUCAUUUUCUUUUAUUUCAGAAUUAUAUACAAUUUGUCCUGAAAUGUCAUACUUGUUGAGGUCUUGAAACAUAAGCUUCGUUUCUUGGUGUACCUUUUUAUCUCCCUCAAGUGAAAU